CCAUCGACAUUAGCAUCAUCACCAUCACCACCAUCACAAGCAACAGUGCAGGCUCGAUGUCGAGCAAGGCGACCGCAUCGGGCGGUUCCGGUGUGGGGCCGAGCGGGCGCAAGUGGGACCUGGAAGAGUACGCCCAAAGAGCGCGAGAGCGCGAUCGCGAAGACCGAGAAAAUGCGCAAGAAAACGAGGAGAGGUUGCGUAAAGGACAGAAGCCCUUGACGCACGAACAGCGCAACAGGAGGAGGAGGGAGGAGCUUCCUAAACCAACAGAGACGCUCAAGGCUCGAGAAAAAGACUUGGAGAUCGAAAAGAACCUGAACAAGACGUUGAUGGUAGACAAUGUUGGCGGAGCUGGCGGCGGCAGAAAAGGGCCUGGAUUCUACUGCGAAGUAUGCAACAGAACUUUCAAGGAUAGCUUGGCCUAUCUCGACCAUGUCAAUGGGCGACUGCACCUUCGCAAGCUCGGUCAGACGACGCAAGUGGAGCGAUCGACUCUCGAGCAGGUACGCGCAAAGCUGGCCCAGCUUCGUGCACAGCACGCCGAUAAGGCCUCCGACCGGCAGUAUGACUUUGAUGCCAGGUUGCAGGAGAUUGCCGACAAGGAGCAGAGAGAGCGGGAAGCACGCAAGGACGAAAAGAGGAAGCAAAAGCAAAGAGUGCAGGCAGAGAAAAAGAUGGAAAACAGCGACAUGGAGGCUAUGGCCGCAAUGGGGUUCGGCAGCUUUGGAUCAAGCAAACAUCGGUGAUCACACUUUGUAUUCUAGACAGACGGCCGUCUCUACUUAUGUUUUUGUACACGAUCAAGCAGCCCAGACGAGAGACAGCAUGAAGCUGUCGUCGCCCACUUGCUGCUCCUCCUCGGUGAUGAUU
Molecule: messenger RNA, 870 nt
Organism: Acaromyces ingoldii
Lineage: Eukaryota; Fungi; Basidiomycota; Exobasidiomycetes; Exobasidiales; Cryptobasidiaceae
Exons: 2
Coding region: 57-746 (229 amino acids)
Biological process (GO): mRNA splicing, via spliceosome
Cellular component (GO): spliceosomal complex; U4/U6 x U5 tri-snRNP complex
Molecular function (GO): zinc ion binding; nucleic acid binding
Source: RefSeq, a predicted model, not a curated record